UUCCCCCCGAUAUGAGCCCAAAAGGUCCAUCAACUUGCUCCUUUAAAAACGCUUCCUCCUUCCAAUGGAGCCCUAGCCCUACAUUUUCACAGCAGCGGCGGAGCAGACCAGUUUCAGAUCUCUCUUCCUUCAGAGAUUUUGCCCAAAACGAUGUCGGUUGGAGAGCUUGCUGCCGUUUACGCAUGUCUUGCCCUCCACGAUGAUGGCAUUCCCAUUACUGCAGAGAAAAUUUCGACAUUGGUGAAAGCAGCUAAUGUUCCAGUGGAACCUUAUUGGCCACUCUUGUUCGCAAAGUUGGUGGAGAAGAGAAGUAUUGAGGAUCUCAUAACUAAUGUGGGCUCUGGUGGUGGUGGUGGUGCUGUGGCUGUUGCUGCCCCUACUUCUGGUGGUGGUGGUGGAGCUGCUGCUCCUCCUCCAGUUGAGGAGAAGAAGGAAGAACCCAAGGAAGAGAGUGAUGAUGACAUGGGCUUUAGCUUGUUUGAUUAGGAGCUUUUGAUUUGGUUUGUCGCUAGUUUAGUCCUGUGUUAAAUCUUCUUUUAGGGUUUUUAUGCAGGCUAGAAAUAGAUUUACUCUUGUGAGAGGAAGUAUCAAGAAGUCUGGCUGUUUCAACUUUUUAUGUGUGUUGACUGUUUCUGGUAUAAGUAAUUAAAGCCAAUUUUGCCUCAUA
Molecule: messenger RNA, 667 nt
Organism: Vitis vinifera (wine grape)
Lineage: Eukaryota; Viridiplantae; Streptophyta; Magnoliopsida; Vitales; Vitaceae
Product: large ribosomal subunit protein P1
Exons: 4
Coding region: 151-486 (111 amino acids)
Biological process (GO): translational elongation; cytoplasmic translation
Cellular component (GO): ribosome; cytosolic large ribosomal subunit
Molecular function (GO): protein kinase activator activity; ribonucleoprotein complex binding; structural constituent of ribosome
Source: RefSeq, a predicted model, not a curated record